AUGUUUGUAUUAAGACAAUGUCUCACUUUAGGGACCAAAUCAUCUGUUAGAAACUUUGCUGCUGCUACCAAUUUGGUUAAUGUAAAAAUCAAUGAAGACACAGGCGUUGUUAUAAUGGAAUUGAACAAGCCGCCUGUAAACAGCCUUAAUUAUGAACUUUUGGAAGCAAUGCAUCGUACAUUGGUCAAACUAGAAAAUGAGAGAUGUUCUGGAAUGAUUCUUACAUCUUCUUCGCCUAACACUUUCAGCGCUGGUCUGGAUCUUCUAGAAAUGUAUAAGCCUACCGUUGAUAAAGCAAGGAAAUUCUGGGGUAUGUUACAGAAUACAUGGAUUAAACUGUACUCUGCACCUUACCCAACUGUAGCUGCCAUAAACGGACACAGCCCAGCUGGAGGUUGCCUUCUUGCAAUGAGCUGUGAAUACAGAAUUAUGGUACCCAAAAAGAAGAUAGGAUUAAAUGAAACACAGCUGGGAAUAGUUGCUCCACAAUGGUUUCAAGACUGCAUGAAGAAUAUUAUUGGAUCUAGGCAGGCUGAGAAGGCACUCAUUGCUGGCACACUGUUCUCUUCUGAAGAAGCCGCAAAGAUUGGACUUAUUGAUGAACUAGCAACUGAUAAAGAAGAUCUCAUGAAGAAGGCCCACGACUUUAUGGACGAACAGUUGGGGCUCCCACCUCUGGCUAGAAGUACUGUAAAAAUUGGUUUCCGGAAGGACACUCUCAAUCGGCUAAUCAAUAGCAGAGAAGUAGAUACUAAAUAUUUUAUCGACUUCAUUUUCCAGCCAAAAGUUCAAGAAAGUUUGGAAAUGUACCUUCAAGCGCUCAAGAAAAAAUAA
This is a messenger RNA of Nezara viridula (southern green stink bug), 834 nucleotides long. The record is from the annotation of a GenBank genome assembly. Lineage: Eukaryota; Metazoa; Arthropoda; Insecta; Hemiptera; Pentatomidae.